This is a messenger RNA of Daldinia vernicosa, 5182 nucleotides long. RefSeq lists its product as uncharacterized. NCBI's taxonomy places the organism in Eukaryota, Fungi, Ascomycota, Sordariomycetes, Xylariales, Hypoxylaceae. The record is from RefSeq and is a predicted model, not a curated record. Bases 522 to 5141 code for a protein of 1539 amino acids. The transcript has 6 exons.
CCUAUGUAGCCUGGUAGCUCCUGUUAAAAGUAUGGGUGGUGUGGGGAAAUAGUAGAGUAUGACUAAACUAAAUAUUGCUGAGCCUCAGGCUGAGGACACCCAUAAACUUUCCCAUAGACACCCAGACACCGAACAGCUGACGAAUCUAGAAACAAGGCCCCGUGAUGCUACAUCCUGCUACCUCCUGCUACGUCUUUUUUUCCUCCCUUCAACUUUGUACACCCUCUAUUUCCUAGUGUCUCUCUACGAUGUGACCUGUUCAACCAACUUUCAAAUUCCGCCUCGACCGAAACUUAGCACUGUUCAAUCAUCCGACCUUCUCAACUUUCUCAACUUCAGAGCAGGGCAACGUCGUGUUAAUAGCACAUGGAAUAGCACAUGGAGAGAAACUGGACCGUAUGGGGAUUGUCUUGUAGCCACUGAGAAGCACGUCUUCCAGUUACGGAUCUUACACAUACACCCACUCAUCACGAAAAAGGUAAUAAUAUUGGCUUGAGUCCUCAUCUUGCCUGCAAGCAAGCAUGGGCUCGAUCAAUAAACAAAUCUCGCGUUACGAGACGACGGCGGUUUACACCCACCCCGACGCUAAGGUCGAUAUUGUUCUCGUCCACGGCCUGAACGGUGAUCCGCACAAGACUUGGACGGCUAAGAAUGAUGUCUUCUGGCCUACCGACCUGCUGCCGACUUCCCUGAGGGAUGCCCGCGCGAAUAUCCUCGUGUACGGAUAUAAUGCUGAUGUAUACUCGAAGAAGCAUGGGUCAAACCCAAGCGAUAACUUCAUUUACAUGCAUGCGCAAACUCUAGUAACGUCGCUCACACACUAUCGAAAGGAUGAGCAAUCAUCUCAUAAUCCCAUCAUCUGGGUGUGUCAUAGCUUAGGCGGAAUCUUGGUGAAGCGCGCGCUCCUAUAUUCGAAUGACUUAAGAUCUUCGCAGCACGAAGACUACAGAUCGAUAUAUGUAUCUACGUAUGGUCUCAUCUUCCUCGGUACACCGCAUACAGGCUCAGAUUUAGCGGCAUGGGGUACGAUGUUACAGGCAAUGUCGGACGCCGUAGUCCCAAGGACCUUCUUCCAAUCGGAGUCGGUUCUUCUCAGAACGCUGAAGAGGGACAAUGAAACUCUACAAAACAUCAAUAUUCAUUUUCUCGAUAUCUAUCAACGAUUUAAGAUUCUCAUGGCACACGAGAAUCAUAAGUCAGAUCUAAAGGGAACUAGGAUGCUAAUAGUUGACGCUCAUUCCGCUAGUCCUCAGCUUCCGGGCGUAACGUAUUACGCCAUCGAGGCAACUCACUCCGGAAUGUGCAAGUUUGAGAGCAGAAAUGCACCGGGCUAUAGAACUAUAGCUACGGCCCUUAGAGAUUGGGUGGCCGAUGCGCCGGACGUCAUCACCACGCGGUGGAGAGUGGAGGAGGACGAGAAGUUGGCAAGGGCCAAACAUGAAAUAGAAGAGAGAAUGAAGCCAUGGCUUGACUCGCAGCGUUUUCAGCAGGCUGGCCAAGGAUCCAUUCCGCAGCAGCAUAAUGAGACAUUACCUUCAACCCCAGACCCUUCGAAGAUCGAUCAUCACCCUAGACCGCUUAUUACCGGCCCAGUGACACCCAAUCAGCCAUCGGAAGAAGAUUAUUUCCCUUCUCAACAGUCUAAAUCUGAUGAUAACCCUCCUCAAGAGCCCCUGUUCGUCAAGCCGACAGUCUUUCGUCCUAACACUCAUUUUAAGGGCCGGACUAAAGAAUUGAGAUUACUCCAUAAGAUGCUAAUGGAUCGCAAGAGAAGAUCAGUCGGAACUUCGUCCGUCCUAAUUCAAAGUAUGCCUGGCGGUGGUAAGACCCAUUUAGCACGACAGUAUGUUUUCCAACAUAGAUACGACUACCCCGGUGGCAUCUUUUGGAUCAGGGCAAAAUCCCUAGAGGAACUGGACUACGGUUUCUGGGACAUAGCAAAGACGGUGGGAUUGAACGAGGUGAGGCUUCUAGACAGGAGUGGACUCGAUGAUACCCGCAAGAUGGUCAAGGCCGUUCACACGUGGUUGAGCGUCAAUGACAACUGGCUACUUAUCUUAGAUGGCAUCCACUUUGACCUCGUAGGCCUUCAGCAUUACAUUCCCUUCACAAGAAAUACCGGUAUAAUCUACACAUCAACAGAGCGAACAACGGGCGAAGACUACCAAUUCGAUAAUCCUCAAGUCAUUGCGCUGGACGCACUGACGAAGCAAGAAGCCCAGGAGCUGCUCUUCGAGGAGAUGGGCAAGAGGCAGCCAUAUACGCAAGAUGACUUAAGACGUGCCGAGGAGCUGGUUGAACUAAUGGACCGUUUACCUCUCAUGAUCCAUGUCGCAGCACUGCAGCUAAAGGCUACCAGAGAGCCGCUUGCGAAGUAUCUAAGGUCGUUCCGAAGUCGCCCGAAGGUCGGUAAUCUCCUUGCGUACCGGGCGGUCCGCGAGCAGCUCGAGCACAGAGGCGCUACCGCUGCGCUAAACUUGAUGGCUCUACUAUCUUUCUUCGGCACGCAUAUUCCUGUCGAGAUGAUAGUACUAGGCGCAAAGGCGCUGGACAAGAGAACCCCGGUUAAAACCGCAGAUCCCGAAACGAGGAGGUCUUCAUUGAAUAAUACAUUCAAGAUACUUAUUGCAUUCGCUCUUGUUGAAAGAAAUGAGAGCACUGAAGCCUCGUCAGCUAGCUCGCAUAGUACCCGCAGUGUCGAUAUGGGCCAGGACAGUCUCGACAUACUAAGAGUUCACGGAAUUGUUCAGGCAUUUUUCAUCGAUGCUCUUGCAGAAGAGAAACAAGCGCCGUUUUGGUUGGAACGAGCAAUAUGUAUCUUCUGUAAAGCAUUCGACGUGAGCGACCGUCGGGCCACUGACGACCCCCAGACAGGAGUGCCUGAAGACUUCCGAAGGUUUCGCAUCCACGGCGAGCGAUUACUAGCACACAUCGGCCGGUUUGAGAAAAGACAUCCCGAUCUCACGCAGUGCCGGGAACUUGUCGAAUCACGCUUAAGCACCAUCGAUAAGCGAAUCGAUGAACUCACUAAACGGGUCACAGACGCUUCUAGUCAGGGUUCCGAGCCAAUAGUCGUCUCCGUAUUUGAGCGGACUAACAGCUUAUCUGAGGAAGACUCGUUGACGCCUCCAAGCAACAAUAGCGUCGUCGAGCCUUACAUCUUAUACGACGAGAACUCGCCGUUGUCGCCAUUAGAAUCUCCAGCGAUCUACAGCGCCACCGACUAUAACCCUUAUCAUUGGCAUGUCACUUACCCACACGGCGUGCUAUACGAUGAUGUAGACCAUUCAAGGACAGUAACGCCACAGCCAGCGCCAACGGAAGUUUUUGAGUCGAUGUCUAUGCCGGACGAUGAUGAAGUCACACGUAAGGUCUUUGGUCCCCAUCAUCGAACUAUCAAAAGGCACGCUGAGCGACGUUAUCGUGACCACGCUGGUUCUUGGAGAGCCGCCUCUCAGAUACUAAGUGAUCCACGUGUCAGUAUCAGCCGUGAGACAGCGAAAGGCAUCAUCAACGCAACAACAAUUCAGCAAACGUCUAGACCACGCUCCUCUACAGAUAGCAUGUCGUCGGACGCCACCAAGGCGCAAUUAACUCUCGAUCGCAUUAAUAGGGGAUCGCCUUCACCGCAACGGAGAAGCACUGAAGACAACAUUGAAUCUGUUAGUGGCAUGACUUCGGUCGUACGUCCAAGGCUGAUAGCUGGAAAGCCAUCAUACGCCGAUCCUAAAGCCGAGGCCGCAGUCGAUGAUGGUUAUUCUGUGUCCGUAACGUUCUCAAGUCCGGCUCCGUCGCCAAAUAAUGCUGCCACGUCGAUCCUCAAACGCAGAGAAAAUGAUCGCUCAGUAUCGCUCGACGGACUCGCUCCGGUCAAAAUCUCCAGUCCUUUAGCCGCAACUCCACUUACUAUCACAUCUCCGCCAGCACCAAGCCAUCUGGUCGCACAGACAACUUCGUUACUAGAAGGUGAUAAGAUGACCCGCGCGCCGAAACCAUCUUCACGACCACCCUCGAGGCCUCCCUCCACGUCGCCUUCGCACUCUCCCUCAUUGCAAGCCUCAAGGCCAUCUUCGGUGGUUUUAUCAAGGUCUGCACGAUCCAGUCUGUCCCAUCCUACGGGCCCCUUUCCCCCGCCACCGAUUCCAAUCGAAGUCAACUCAAGCAGCAGCCUACGCUCUCCACCUGCUCCUAAUUUUCGUCAAUGGGACUCUUCUACUCGACUCCCCCAACGUUCUAUCGUUGAAGAUGAUGAGUAUCCACACUUAUCUCAGUCAUUCCCUUCAAUCCGAACUCCUCCAAACCUGCCAUAUCCUCAUACGGUGCACAAUCCACCCGAAGGUCUCCCCGCAUCGGAGCAUCCACCACCAUGGGUAGCGUCGGCCAUGUCCCCCAAUUUGCACCCUCAAGGCUAUUCUAGUCAACCUAUGUCGCGCAAUACGAGCCACCAGUCGAGCCACAGCCACGGCUCGAGUAAUUCUCUAAAUCAUACUACUUCUCCAUUAGCACAUAGCUCAUCGCUGGAAUCUCAAGUGAUGCAGAGACCUCGCUCACGCCGCCCAAGCGUAGUAGAGACAGAGCCCAGCCCGCGACUAGACGGGCUCGAGCUCGAACCCGUGAUUACUAGCUACUCACUCUACAGCGAAUCGGCUCGCGGGCGUAAGCGCACCGCGUCGGGAGGAUUAUCUCAUUCCUCGAAUUCUUCGAGUUUGCUUUCCCGAUUUAAGCCGAAGAGAAGGGGAAGUGAGAGCCGUCGCCAUAGGUCGGCAAGUGGCCGACUAAGUAGUUUAACUAAGAUCUCCAGGAUCAGUCUAAGUCCAGACCUAGAAUCACCUAAGGAUGCUGAGCCAAUGUCGCGGUCUGGCUCGGGUGGGAUCCGGCUGGCGGAUGGUAGGGUUGUAGAGUUCGGGUCACCACCACUGGGGGGAGAGGCGUCGUCUACCCCCAUAACAAACAGCGCUAGGGCUAAGGCCGGUAAUGGCAACGAUAAUAGCCCUUCCAUAUCUUCGAGCCCUUCCCGAACAUUAUCCAGGUUCAGCCCUCAUAAGCUAAGCAGAAGAGGCAGGAAGGGAAACUUGAAGGAAACAGCCACUGCUUCCGAUGUUGGGCUAGGGAUUCUGCAACAGCAAAGACAAUCGCCGUGAUUUUCGAGAGCUACCAGCUCUGUAUAUACCGUAUCAAGCUG